ACCAUAAAAUCCCCCGCACUUGAUAAAAAUGUUCUCUUCGGCAACAACUUAACUCUCCCUUCCGCUGCCUCACCGCCCCCUCAGCCUCGCGCUGAAAAUCCAAGACCACUUCUCUCUCCUCUUCUCCCCUCUCUCCAUCCCUUUCAGCCCCUCUCCCAUUCUCCUGAUUCACUUUUGAAGGACCAAGUGGCUCUACUGGUAACUUCCCCUUGGAAAAAGCUGAUGGUUUCAUUUUUACAAAGGCUGGGAUAAAUGGGAUUCCCCCCCCUCCCCCAGCACCCUUCCAAAAGCAAACCACUCUCUGGUGAAUAAACGGUGGCUUGAAUGUGUUUGUGAAGGCUCUACCUUUGUUACUAAAAAUAUUCAUUCUUUCUCCCCCUCUCCUUUUCCCUUCUUUCUUUCCUUUCCUUGGCCAGUGAGCCGAUUCAGGAGGCCAUUGGUUGGGACCCUGAGACUGGGGCCUUCAAAAACCUGGCCACCAUCCUCAGUAGGCCGGGUAGGCUGGGGGAGGCUAAGGCAGGAGAGGGUGGCACCCACUCAGCUCGGCCCUGUGCCCCAAACCCCAGGUCCUCAGGUCUGGAGAGAGAGGGCUGGGCUUAACUACAGGCUCCCCAAGGGGAGAGGAGAGAAUAUGGGGGACUCUGUGGCCUUGCUGCAUCCAAAUCCCUGUUACCUCAAGGUCAGUUUGGUAGUGAUGAUGGCUCAAAGGACGCUGAAAGCGAAGAGGUGCCCCCACCCCAUAAUAAACUCUGCAGCCUCUGCCUAGAGCAGAGAAGAGGACGGGACAGUGAGCAUCAAGACCAAGCACCUGGGCCUCCAGGUCUGGCAGCAGCCACCAAGGCCCUUCCCUCCCUUUGAUGUGCUGAUGGGCUUGGUGGUACCUCCUCACCCUAGGGUGCCACGGAAGGUGCAGAGGACUGGCCUGGAAGGUUGGGAGCCAACUGAGCCUGGUUAGCAGGUCCCAAGGCCUGGGUGCAGGAGUGGGACAGCCCAGCUGGGCAUUAUCCUGCUAGUGGCACCAGGCCCCUCUCCCAUCACACAGAGUGGGACCCUCAAAGCACUGACUAGAGACCCUCCUCCCCAUUCCAGCACCUCUCCAGGCCAAGAAGGUUGUGCAAUACCGAAGAAUUGGUAGUUGCAGGGCGAACUUUGCUCCCUGCCUCACCACUGUCCAUUAACCAGAAAGUUUCUCCGCCCCCCCCACUCCCUCCUGGUCCCUCCUCAUGUCUUGCAGGUCCCCUUCUCCAAAGAAAAUUCUUGCUUGUUUGUUUAAUGAGAGAAAGUUGCUCUCUCUCUCGCUCGCUCUCUCUCGCUCGCACCCUCGCUCUGCGUUCUGUCCGGGAGGAGUACGGAGAAGCCAAUAGGAUGCGGGGGCUCUAAUGGAUGCAAAUGAUCAUGAAAAGACAGUGCAAAAUAUGAAACAACUCAUUUGCAGGGAAGUAAAUCACCGAAAACUGUUUAUGAACUGGCAUCCCUUCUUCGAAAUGUAAAGCGAGGACCUCUUUAAGUGGCGGUAUAUUUUUGUUUGGGGGGUGGGGGGUGGGGGGAGGGCGAGCGAGCCGCGGCUGCCAUGCAAGCUUAGACUUUUGGAGGCUUCGCUGUCCUUUUCUAUUCCUGGAAAUCACAAAAAGUGUGGCGGCUUCGAGAUCUUCUUCGCCUUUUCUUUCUUUUCUUUUUUCCCCCUCCUCCCUUUCCCUCUCCUUUCCUGGCGAGGGUGACUAGGAGCCGGCGAAUCCGCGUUUUUUUCUCUCUCUCCCUCCCUCUCCCCCUCCCCACCCCCUCCCCAACAGCCCCCAACUACAGCCGCCGCCGCCGCCGCCGCCUCAAAAUUCAAUAAAAUGAGCUCUUAUUUCGUCAACUCACUGUUCUCCAAAUACAAAACCGGGGAGUCCCUGCGCCCCAAUUAUUAUGACUGCGGCUUCGCCCAGGACCUGGGCGGCCGACCCACCGUGGUAUACGGUCCCAGCAGCGGCGGCAGCUUCCAGCACCCGUCGCAAAUCCAGGAGUUCUACCACGGGCCGUCGUCGCUGUCCACCGCUCCCUACCAGCAGAACCCGUGCGCCGUGGCGUGCCACGGGGACCCGGGCAACUUCUACGGCUACGACCCGCUGCAGCGGCAGAGCCUGUUUGGUGCGCAGGAUCCAGACCUGGUGCAGUACGCCGACUGCAAGCUCGCCGCCGCCAGCGGCCUGGGCGAGGAGGCCGAGGGUUCAGAGCAGAGCCCGUCGCCCACACAGCUCUUCCCCUGGAUGCGCCCGCAAGCAGCCGCCGGACGCAGGCGAGGCCGACAGACCUACAGCCGCUACCAGACCCUGGAGCUGGAGAAGGAGUUCCUAUUUAAUCCCUAUCUGACUCGCAAGCGGCGGAUCGAGGUAUCGCAUGCGCUGGGACUGACAGAGAGACAGGUCAAAAUCUGGUUCCAGAACCGGAGGAUGAAGUGGAAAAAAGAGAACAACAAAGACAAGUUCCCCAGCAGCAAAUGCGAGCAGGAGGAGCUGGAGAAACAGAAGCUGGAGCGGGCCCCGGAGGCGGCGGACGAGGGCGACGCGCAGAAGGGCGACAAGAAGUAGGCUCCAGCUGGGACUGCCAGGGCCGCGGCCGCCCUCGGUCCGUGGGUCCCCCCGGACCUCACCGCCGCCGCCCGCCCCCGCCCGAGAGAGCUCUGGCCCCGCGAGCAGGGCCCGGAGCCCGGCCUCCCGCCGCAGCGUCCCCCGCCGCGCCAGUCCCCCGCUAGUGGUAGUAUCUCGUAAUAGCUUCUGUGUGUGAGCUACCGUGGAUCUCCUUCCCUUCUCUCGGGGGCCGGGGGAGGGGGGACAAGAAAAGGAUUUUGAGCAAGGACUCCCUCGCCCUGCGAGGGUGAGCGGCUGCGGCUGGCUGAGCCCCCCCAAGCCCCCGCCCCGUGUAAAAAGCCUCCUUGUGCAAUGGUCUUUUUUCCUUUGAACGUGCUUCUUUGUAAUGACCGAGGUACCGAUUUCUGCUAAGUUCUCCCAACAACAUGAAACUGCCUAUUCACACCGUAAUUCUUUCUGUCUCCCUCUCCCUCUCCUUCUCUCUCUCUCUCUCUCUCUCUCUCUCUCUCUCUCUCUCUCUCUCCCCGUCCUCAUUUCCCCCUCCCAACCCCUCUCUCCCCGCUGCCCUCCCUAGCUCGCUGGCUUUCUCUCUUGCUUCUCUUUUCCUCCCAACACCCGCCCCCCACCGCCUUUGGUUUGGCAAUUUCGUCUUAAGUGUUUCUCAAAAGAGGUUACUUUAGUUAGCAUGCGCGCUGUGGGCAAUUGUUAAAAGUGUUCUUAGGUUUACUGUGAAGAGAAUGUAUCCUGUAUCCGUGAAUUGCUUUAUUGGGGGGUGGGAGGGCUAAUUAUAUAUUUUGUUGUUCCUCUAUACUUUGUUCUGUUGUCUGCGCCUGAAAAGGGCGGAAGAGUUACAAUAAAGUUUACAAGCGAGAACCCGA
Molecule: messenger RNA, 3448 nt
Organism: Canis lupus familiaris (dog)
Lineage: Eukaryota; Metazoa; Chordata; Mammalia; Carnivora; Canidae
Gene: HOXB8
Product: homeobox B8
Exons: 3
Coding region: 1839-2570 (243 amino acids)
Biological process (GO): regulation of transcription by RNA polymerase II
Cellular component (GO): nucleus
Molecular function (GO): DNA-binding transcription factor activity, RNA polymerase II-specific; RNA polymerase II transcription regulatory region sequence-specific DNA binding
Source: RefSeq, a predicted model, not a curated record